CACUGGAUAGUGGAUGCCAUCACCCUGGCUUAUCAGGCACAGGGUGUGGCCUGCCCAUUCCAAGUAGGGCUCGCUGCAGCCUGUGGUGGACAUCCAACCCCGCCCACAUCCAAGCGUGAUGUCAGAAACCACACCCACAUCCAUAGACGUCACAUAUCCAACCCUGCCCACCCGGAUGUGCCAUCAUAAACCACGCCUAUAUCCGUCUACUUCGCGUUCUCAUUAAAUUUCAAACAAGAAGAAGCGUCGAGAAGACUAGAAGGUACGUUGAAGAAGUUUGUGUUGUUUUUAAUCGGUAAAAGAAGGAAAUAUUGUUUUGCAAUCGCCAGAAAGAAGAAGAAGUUGUUGUUUUCCGUGUUUGCCAGUCGCCCAGAAGAGUAAGAAGUUAUUUGCCAUGGCUCAUCCUACACAUCUGCAGUCCAAACCUGAUCCAGAACAGUUCUGCCGGGAUGGGGGGUUUGAAUGUCCCUGCUGCAGUUUCACCACUGAAGAGAAGUUCUCUUUUACACUUCACCUAGAGAACCACAUAAGUCAUGCAGUGGAGCAUGGAGGUUACUUCAUCUUAAAAUGCAAUAAACAGUGCAGGACCACAGCCCAUUUUCACUGUCUUUACUGCAGCCAGACAGUAAUAUGCAAGGACCAAUACAUAAGGCAUGUUUCCCAGUGCUUGAAGACAGAAGAAUUUGCAGCACCACCUCCACCUCCCUCUGUAGCUGCAUUUCCGACACCACCACCCCCAGCUACUUCUGUUUCAAUGCCUCCCGUCUCUACCCCCCUUUCCUCUGAUCCUGGCACCUUUGCACCACCCCCCCAUCCCACUCCCUCAAAUUGUGGACUGACACUUAACAGGAGAAAUGUAAAGCUGCAUAUUCUGAGACAACAUCACCCAAAAAAAAUGGCCGUUACCGCCCAGAACCAUCUUAAGUCACAGUGUGUGGAUUAUACAAAUGGUGUAUAUGCGGUAGCAAAAUCAUUUUCAACACCCAGCACUCCGAUCCAUGUCAUCAAAAAGACGUGGGGCUCUGAACGUAGGACAUCAUGUGACCUUGACAUCUGCAGGAUCAACACAGAAUUUGCUAAACAGUCAAACAUCCGUUCCUAUGAAUGUCAUCACCUUCAGGCGCUUGCAUACUGCCCACCAGCUGAAAGGGAUAUUCCCUUGCUGAUAGAGCAAGUUUUACAGACCAUGGUCGACGACCUUUGGUUUGGGGAGGACAAGAAGGAGAGAUGUUUGGCACAGCAGAAAAAGGGAAUUAAUGCAGGGGCCCCUCUCUCCUCCCUAGUGACCGUUUGUGGACCCAGCUACAAAAAGUACAUUUCUGUGUUUGAGCCCACCAUUUCAUACUACAGCAGGCUUGGUCACGUCAUAGUUACAUAUGAUGCCAACACCAAUUCUUGGCAUUGUCCUUGUGCCAGACCAAGGCAGUCAUGCCUUCACAAAUAUGUUGCAAAGUGGCACCUGUUUGAAGUUGAUCGGGAACUCUUCCGGAAAACCAGAAGUGUGUGGAGGAGGACAGCAUCACACAACAUUUUCCCACCGAUGUGGAAGGUUUUGAGGAAGAGGAAGGAAUCCGAUACCCACUUGAAGGCCAGAAUCUAUCUCAAAUGGUUAAAUACAUUUAUGAAAAAAAAAAUAAUAAUAAUGCCUGCUGUGAUUCCCUCCGAUGUGGUAAACACAAGUAAUUUUCCUCUGAGCUUCACACCAUCUGAAGCCUUCUGCACUGAAUGUUCAGAGGUCACUCCACUAAGUGACCCAGUGAUUAUCACUUCAAAAGCCAGAAUCGUGACGAUGACCAAUGUCAUAGAAGGAAUUUCAAUGUACAGCAAAGAGUGCUUCAGAUGUGGCAUGGUGUAUCGGUAUCAGGAGUGGAGUGAUGGGAUUCAUAAUUUUGAUGAUCACAUACUUUUAUCGAUACACUUGUGCCAUUUUCUGCACAACAGUCUCCAGACUCACCAGGCUGUGGGUAGUGCAAAUGAGGUCUUGGAGAGGACCUCAGGUAAAGCCUUCCCUUCAAAAAAAAGGAUCCUGCAGGCCUACUUAAGCUUUGAGGCACCAUCCGACCACACCUACACAUUCUCAUGCGUAACCUGUGGUUAUUACCCAGUGUCCGUAGUUAUGGACCUUCAUAAGAAGGGUGUUUUUAGUAUGCCUGUUAGCAGCAUUGAGGAACCACCAGAGGAUUUUGAUGGGCAUGUGAAUGCUGAAAACUUCUGGGAGCUGGUUUCUCUGGAAAUUAUCAGCCGUGGGUUAGUUCCAAGCAAUAAGGCAAACCCAUUUGUGGUCCGUCCGAGCUACCAUAACUGGGCUCCAUGGAUUGGUCCUCACACAAGAAGCGGGGAUCUUCUUCUCAAUAAAGAAUAUGAGAAGGUGCAUUCCCCUUAUAGUGCAAAGGAGGAAUCAGAGUUUACAGUGACGGAGGACCAGCUGACAGACGAGCUUCUAUAGCCAGCUUGUACAGAAACUGUGAUGGCUGAAGAUGACAGUGAUGAGAAGAGUGAAGAGGAACUGAAGAGGAAGUUCAUAAGGGACAUUGGUGUAGCAUGGUGCUGGGUUCAGAGCCACCAUGAGCUGUUCCAUGGAGAGGUGACAGACCCUGAAUUUUUCCAGAUGGACGAAGAAAAACAGUCUAAUAUAAUCAAAGACUACCUGAAGGAGAGACUGAGAAAGCAAGGGAUGCCUGUGUGUUUGUCUUUGACAGUCGCGAGGAUGGAAACAUUCUUAUUAAAAUGUGUUGAUGAACAGGGGCUGAAAGUCAAUGCCAUGUUCUGGGUUUAAUUUAAUUUAUAAUAAUUUAUUUACUCUACAUUGUUGAAUAUUAUUGUUUUGUGAAAUAAAUAUAACAAUACCCAGUGAAACAAGGGAUGUCUUUUUA
Messenger RNA from Cyprinus carpio (common carp), 2873 nucleotides. RefSeq lists its product as uncharacterized. NCBI's taxonomy places the organism in Eukaryota, Metazoa, Chordata, Actinopteri, Cypriniformes, Cyprinidae. The record is from RefSeq and is a predicted model, not a curated record.